AUGCCCGGCGCCCGCGAGCGGCUGGCGGCUUUCGGGCUCCGCGCCCCCCGGCGGAUGCACAGGGCUCCUCCCACACUACCCCCUGGCUGGAGGCUCCUCCCACCUCCCCGCGGCCCGAGGCUCCUCCUACCCACCUCCCGCCCUCCUCUUGUUUCUUUUACCUUCGAUUUCACUCUGGAAAGCCCUCGGGAUCCAAGGGCGACUGCUGGAAGACAGCCCAAAGGGGUAGCUGGAGUGCGCCUUGGGAGGGGGAGCUGGACGAGAAUCGACACCAAGGAGGACACGGUCGCUCGCGCCGCUGCUGCCUGGCGGCGCCUGGCACCGACUGGAUCUCAGCCCCAGCGCUGUGUGUGCCAAGCGCUGCCAGGCGACUGGAUGGAAGGCGUCCAACCUGAUAAAUUAUGGUGUAGAAGAAUGGCCUGUGUAGACGAGCUCUGGGUACUAAAGUUGCGAGACCAAAGAGGACCGUGGGCCGCCUGCCACACCUCCUCCUGGCUUGGCCGCCUUCUAGCUGCGCGAUGGGCUCCGUCGGACCACGAUGAGCACUACUACAGCGCCCCCUGCUGCACGGCAACACAAUGCUUGGAAAACAGACCUGUAAAGGGCUGACUGACCCCGCCCCCUCUCCCCUCCGCCCUCGAAGGGAAGCACCUAACUAGCGAGCUUUCCAGGACUCAGGCGAGAAAUCGAAUCCCCUGGAUGUCAGGCAGCUGCCUGAAAAGUAAAUACUGUGGUUUGGGUGUCAGCGAAACACAGCUCCAUCUUUUCCUGAUUUCACAAAAAAAUCUGUGUAGACACAGAUGAAGUGAUGAAUAUUUAUUAUAUCUAUUAUGCCAUGCACGACGGACCCAUUUUUGUUCCCUGAGAUACAGAAGCAUACAUAAAAGAGAGUUGUAUCUUUAAAGGCAGAGACUGAUCUUUUACCUUUUUUUUUAACCUCUGCUUAUUGUUGAAAAGUUUAAAAAAUCCUGGUAGUUGACCCAUCAAGUUCCUCUGUAUCUGUAUCCCUCCACUGCAUUUACAUGUUAAUACUGGAUCCUAGUUCACUGGCUGAAGAGCACCCAGGAGUUGGAGUCCGCACUGUGCUAUUAUUACCUGAGAAGCCUUUGGCCAGUCACUUAACCUCCUUGUGCCCCUUUUUUUCUCACCAUUAUGAAGCAGUGAUGAAAAUAAUACCUAUUUAUGGGUACUAUUAUUAAGAUUAAAGUAAUUAAGGUGUGAAACACCUAGAAGCAA
This is a messenger RNA of Leptonychotes weddellii (Weddell seal), 1236 nucleotides long. NCBI's taxonomy places the organism in Eukaryota, Metazoa, Chordata, Mammalia, Carnivora, Phocidae. The record is from RefSeq and is a predicted model, not a curated record.